Messenger RNA from Cornus florida, 1020 nucleotides. RefSeq names its product heat shock 22 kDa protein, mitochondrial-like. The transcript has 2 exons. Lineage: Eukaryota; Viridiplantae; Streptophyta; Magnoliopsida; Cornales; Cornaceae. Bases 374 to 835 code for a protein of 153 amino acids. The record is from RefSeq and is a predicted model, not a curated record.
UUCAAAUUUUAGAGGGUUAAGUAUAAAAUGACAAUAAUACUUCUACUUCAAUUAAAUAAAUUAAUAAUUAUAAAUACAGGUAAUAUAAAAUGACUUUUUUAUCUAUUUUAUUUUCUUUUUAUUUUUUAUUUUUUUAACUUAUGGUUCUAUCAAAGAAGUUCCGAAGUGGGCCAUGGGAUGUUGAACAAUUCAGUGGAAUCCGUCUUAUAACCAACCUUCUCUUCAACUUCAAGCUCAUCACAAAUUCAAAGGAGAGAUGGUCCUUGGAGGAAGAGAAAAUUGCAGUAAUUGUUAAGAGAGAAAACAAUGGUUUUCUAGGAACCCGAAUCAACAAACGGUUAGACUUGUUGUAUGUAAAUAAUUUUGAAUUUGAAUGAGUACAGAUUGUCCAUUGAAGAACCCAUUCAUAGCCAGAGGAAGGUUGGUCCCUUAUGUGGUGAAAGACAGAGAGGACUCGUUUAUGGCAACGGUGGAUUUGCCUGGUAUUUCCAAGGACGAUUUGAGGGUUUGGGCUGAAACCCACUUUCUCCACAUCAAAGCUGAAGAAGUGGAAGACGGUUUUGAUGGACCUGUUUUCGAUGAAGACAUCGACGAUAAAGAGGAAGGUUUGAGGAAGUACUUUGGGUCAAUCACAAUUCCAGAAGGUGAGUACUAUAAGAUGGACCAGAUCGAGGCUCAGAUGAGGAACGGUGUUCUCAAUGUCACGGCAAAGAGGUGGCGGACGAUGAUCCACCACAAGUUUAGACGAGAUUGGAGAUCUACUUAUUUUGCUAUCUUUUGUAUUAGAACUUUAAUAUUCUAUAAAUGUAAUCUUAACUAUUUUGUGAAACUUUAAUUUAAUUAAUAUAAUGUUGUAAGUUAUGGAUUUUUAAAUUUUAGUUAUAUUUCAUGGACUGUAACUGAUAUAAUUAAAAUACGCUCCUCAUAAAGGAUUAUGAAACUAGGUAGUGAACUAGUGAUUCCUUAUUUGGAUGUAAUAGAGGAACAGGACCUUUUUAUAUGUAUGUGAUUAUUUUGGGA